This is a messenger RNA of Mirounga angustirostris (Northern elephant seal), 947 nucleotides long. RefSeq names its product selenoprotein H (gene SELENOH). Lineage: Eukaryota; Metazoa; Chordata; Mammalia; Carnivora; Phocidae. The record is from RefSeq and is a predicted model, not a curated record. The transcript is spliced from 4 exons. Gene Ontology annotation, cellular component: Golgi apparatus.
GUGCCCAGGGAGCCCGCCUCCAGACCACGUGGGCUCUCGGCAGCGCUUCGCGCAGCUAGGGAGACGCUUUGUCCCGGCGGCGGGCUUGCUGGCCUGCGGUCUGGAGCUCGGAGCGGCGCUGGCCGGACCCCUCUUCGCGCCCGGCUCGGCUCGGCUCCCUGCCGGGCUCCAGGCCCAUGGCUUCUCGGGGCAGAAAGCGGAAGGCCGAGGGGGCGGUGGUCGCGGCGGCGGCGAAACAGGAGAAGCCGGCGGGCGGCCGGAAGGCAGUGGAGGCCGCGACCGUCGUGAUCGAGCAUUGCACGAGCUGACGCGUCUACGGGCGCAACGCCGCGGCCCUGAGCCAGGCGCUGCGCCUGGAGACCCCGGAGCUUCCGGUGGAGGUGAAUCCUGCCAAGCCCCGGAGGGGCAGCUUCGAGGUGACGCUGCUGCGCCCAGACGGCCCCAGUGUGGAGCUCUGGACUGGGAUUAAGAAGGGGCCCCCACGCAAACUCAAGUUCCCUGAGCCUCAAGAGGUGGUGAAGGAGCUGAAGAAGCACCUUUCGUAGGGUGUGUUGGGCAGAAGUCCUCGCGCUGAGCCUCCUGUCCCUGGUGGUGGUGGAGCAUUUAUGAUGGAACAUGGCCAAAACUUCAGUCAUGUACCUGAAGCCAUGGUUUCUUCCCCUCCAGAAAGGAUGGUUCAGUUGUGAGGCAACCCUCUAGUAAGGCAUUGAAAAGUUCUUGGAUUUGGUUUAAUAAAAGUUGAAAUAAAGUAUCUGAAUAAUAAAGUAAAACUUAAUCUUAUGGUAAGAAAUGGACAAAACCAGCCUUUUGUGGGAUUGGCUCCCCUUGUAUUUUUCAUAUUCUGAGGUCACAAAUUAACCUGGAGCUCCUAGGUUCUCUGGUAGAUCAUGUGAAAUACUUGCAAAAACUGUGGGGGGAAAAAAAGUAAAUUAUUUUUUUUAAAAAAG